This is a messenger RNA of Amoebophrya sp. A120, 1190 nucleotides long. Lineage: Eukaryota; Dinophyceae; Syndiniales; Amoebophryaceae. The record is from the annotation of a GenBank genome assembly.
AAGGGUCUUUCGACGAGGAACUACGGAACCGAGUGGCAGAACUUGGUAACUUUUGUCCAGGUAUCAAAUGCGAAUAUGUCUGGGUCCGGAAUAAAGUUGGAACUUGUGAUGCUGCAUUUGGAUUCUAAGAAAAGGCGUGUUGCAUGAGCAGCCCAAUUUUUGCUGCGCCGAAAGGGCAUUUUUCAAGCGGGAUUUGCAUCAAGAAGCCCUCAAAAACUCUGUGAUGCUAGCGCAUACACCACAGAUAUCAUGGCUCAUGCAAAACGUGCAUGACAAAGCUGCACUCAACAUCCAGACCCAGACAUAUUUGCAGUUGAUACAUGAACAAAGCGUACAAUGACCAAAAAGGGCACCAAACCUUUCCUUUGCUUGAAGAGGGGAGCAAUUUCUACAAAUACGUAAGCGAAGAGCUUAACUUCGAAAGCAGUCCAUUUGAAGAUGCUAAUUCUCCAUCUCGUCCUUGAAAAGUUGCAUGGUGUAGUCCUGCUGCACCGCCUCCGGACAAUCUCGACCGGAAUGGCUAAGGAAGUACAAAAUAGUCCGUCUCUGCGAGUAGGACGAGGGCUGCUCCUCGCGCGUUUUAUUUCCGUGCGGAGCCCUCUUAUAAGCGACCGGAUUCAACACAGCUCUCCCUUUUUGUUUGGAUAAUCGUUCGCGACGUAUAUUUAUAGAAGUUAGUAUACUUCUAGUUCUAUUUGUUCAUGGAGGUUCGAUGUUUUUAACGCAGAUGCGGCUUUGCUUUAUAAUUAAAAGUCGCAUCAUCUCAAGCGUAAGCCAUUCUUUAUGAUUUUCCAUUCCCAGCAGCGCAACCCCAAGAACAGAGAAACCACAACACUCCGUGGUUCUCUGCAUCCACAAAGCGAAAGUCUAUUUCCCCACCCGAGCAGUCGUGAAAAUGAUGAGCAUGAAUCGUCACUCCGAUAGUUGGUUUCCUAUUUAGUGUUACAUUUCUUGUCACGGAGGUUUCUCGUGUAGCAUAUCUUUUAAGUGUGACGCUGUAUGAUUAUUAGAGACCGGGUCUCGCCCGUGUGACACAGAAGUAGAUACAGGUUGCUGAAGGGCAAUCGCUUUCUUGGUGUUAAACAACUGUAGCGUUGCUCUGAAACUCACGCGGGCUUUGUGGUUGCAAGGAGCCAGUCGCACAAGAACAAGAAAAAGCCUGAGGUUGAAAUGAAAUAAAGAAGUUGAAG